Candoia aspera is the source of this 1448-nucleotide messenger RNA. RefSeq names its product purinergic receptor P2X 5 (gene P2RX5). Gene Ontology annotation, biological process: calcium ion transmembrane transport; response to ATP. The record is from RefSeq and is a predicted model, not a curated record. The transcript has 12 exons. Gene Ontology annotation, molecular function: extracellularly ATP-gated monoatomic cation channel activity; purinergic nucleotide receptor activity; ATP binding. NCBI's taxonomy places the organism in Eukaryota, Metazoa, Chordata, Lepidosauria, Squamata, Candoiidae. Bases 120 to 1361 code for a protein of 413 amino acids. Gene Ontology annotation, cellular component: nuclear inner membrane; plasma membrane.
GUUCCCUGCUGUGCACGUGGGGCUGGUUUUUCCCUCUGCAAGGCAUCUCCCCGUCCUUCUCCGUUGCAGCAGACUCUGCAUCCGUCAGAUGCGUUGCUGAUGCUCAGGAACCGGCAAAGAUGGGCCGGAUUGCCUGGAAAGCCUUGUGCCUGUCGCUCUUCGAUUAUAAAACCGAGAAAUAUGUCAUUGCCAAGAACAAGAAGGUGGGGAUUCUCUACCGUGUGGUCCAGCUGUCCAUCCUGGUGUACACUGUCGGGUGGGUGUUUAUGGUCAAGAAAGGGUACCAGGAAGUGGAUACCUCCAUCCAGAGUUCGGUGAUCACCAAGGUGAAGGGGGUUGCCUUCACCAACACCACAGACAUGGGCAAGAGGAUCUGGGAUGUGGUGGACUACAUCAUGCCCCCGCAGGGCGAAAGUGUUUUUUUCGUAAUGACCAAUUUGAUCAUCACCCCCAACCAGCGGCAAGAUACCUGCGCUGAGAACCCGGGUAUUCCAGAUGCCUUGUGUUACCGUGACCAAGAUUGCACUCCAGGAGAAGCAGUGGUAGCCGGCAAUGGAAUCAAGACCGGGCUGUGUAUAAAAGUUGGGAACAACAUCAGUGGGACCUGUGAAAUACUAGCUUGGUGUCCAGUGGAGAGGAAAGACAGCCCAAAAUCAGCUUUUCUGGCUAAUGCUGAUAAUUUCACGGUGUACAUCAAGAACACCAUCCGCUUCCCCAGGUUUAAUUUUUCCAAAACCAACGUUCUUGACACCAAGGAUGAUGCCUAUCUGAAAACAUGUCACUAUGGAGCAGAGCAACCUUACUGCCCCAUCUUCUCCCUGGGGAAACUGAUCAGCUGGGCCGGGAGCAACUUUCAGGAGAUGGCAUUAGAGGGUGGUGUGAUUGGAAUUCAGAUCGAAUGGGACUGCGAUUUAGAUCAAGCACCAUCGAAAUGCAACCCUUGCUAUUCUUUUAGCCGGCUGGAUAACAAGUUUGCGGAGAAGUCCAUUUCCUCUGGAUACAAUUUCAGGUUUGCCAAGUAUUACCGGAACACAUCGGAGGUCGAUUUCCGAACGCUGAUCAAAGCCUAUGGGAUCCGCUUUGAUAUUAUGGUGAACGGCAAGGCAGGGAAAUUUAACAUCAUUCCAACGGUAAUCAACGUGGGAUCCAGUCUGGCACUGAUGGGAGCGGGUGUGUUUCUCUGCGACGUGGUGCUGCUGUAUCUCCUCCGAAAGAGCAAUUUCUACAGAGGAAAGAAAUACGAGGAAGUGAGGUCGAACACCAGGAAACCUUUACCAGACGCUGCCAUCAGUGGGAACCAGGGAGCAGACCCUCUAUCACAGUUGGAUCGGCUUGGACAGCUACAGACGGCUGAGACCUAAAGCUGGUGCAUUUCCCUGGAGGCCCCCCUCCACAAAGUCGUCAGUGGGGAGACAAACCCCUGACUACAGAAGCUGCAAGAAGGGAUU